GGAUUCAGUCCUAGAGGUGGCGGCAGAGGAUUUGGCGACCGCGGAGGCCGUGGUGGUUUUGGAGGACGUGGCAGAGGAGGGUUUGGUGACCGCGGCGGCAGAGGAGGAUUUGGUGACCGUGGCGGCAGAGGAGGAUUUGGUGACCGUGGCGGCAGAGGAGGAUUUGGUGACCGUGGCGGCAGAGGAGGUAGAGGAAGAGGCGGACCUCGUGGAGGAGGUCGCGGGGGAGGAAGAGGCGGAUUCGGCGGUUUCGGAGCAGGAAGGAAGGUAGUGGUGGAACCACAUAGACAUGAAGGAGUGUUCAUCUGCAGAGGGAAGGAGGACGCUCUGGUGACAAAGAAUCUCGUUCCCGGUGAAUCGGUCUACGGGGAGAAGAGGAUGUCUGUGGAGGACGGAGAAACAAAGAUUGAGUACAGAGCCUGGAAUCCAUUCAGAUCGAAGCUGGCAGCUGCCAUCUUGGGUGGCGUGGAUCAGAUCCACAUGAAGCCCGGUUCUAAAGUCUUAUAUCUGGGCGCUGCUUCCGGGACAACGGUAUCCCACGUUUCUGACCUGGUCGGCCCUGAAGGCUUGGUCUAUGCUGUGGAGUUCUCUCACCGAUCGGGCCGCGAUCUAAUCAACGUAGCCAAAAAGCGCACAAACAUCAUCCCUAUAAUUGAGGACGCCAGACACCCCCACAAAUACCGCAUGUUGCUAGGAAUGGUCGAUGUCAUAUUUGCUGAUGUAGCGCAGCCAGAUCAGACCAGAAUUGUCGCCAUAAACGCCCACAAUUUCCUGAAGAAUGGCGGCCAUUUUGUCAUAUCUCUAUAAAGGCAAAUUGCAUCGACUCGACGGCGGCUCCAGAGGCUGUCUUUGCAUCAGAAGUGAAGAAGAUGCAGCAGGAGAACAUGAAGCCCCAGGAGCAGCUGACACUGGAGCCCUACGAGAGGGACCACGCAGUGGUGGUCGGCAUGUACAGGCCUCCCCCGAAACAGAAGAAGUGA
This is a messenger RNA of Staurois parvus, 980 nucleotides long. NCBI's taxonomy places the organism in Eukaryota, Metazoa, Chordata, Amphibia, Anura, Ranidae. The record is from the annotation of a GenBank genome assembly.